AUGAAUAAUAAUGACAUUAUAUAUUAGUAGUAAUAAGAACAAAAGGAGAAAAAACCAUCAUUUUUUGAAUAAUUGUGUUCAUGCAUAUACUUCUUUCGAAAAAAAAAUGUUAUGGCUAAUGAAAAAUAUUAAUUAGGAAUUGAUACUCCCAAAUCUCAUGUAAGUUGAGUAAAAUUAAAUAUGAGACUAGAAAAAUCUGUGUUUUAGAUUUAGAUGAAACUUUAGUGCAUAGUUAAUUUAAAGGAGAAAAUGGUUAUGAUUUUUUACUUGAUGUAAUAAUCAAAAAAUAUGUUAGAUAAUCGUUUAAAGUUAAUUAUUCAAAGUAUUUGUUACAGUUAGACCAGGAGUUGAAGCCUUUUUAGAAUCCCUAAGUGAAUAUUUUGAGAUUGUAUUAUGGACAGCUAGUUUAAAAGAGUAUGCAGAUCCAGUUAUGGAUAUUAUUGAUCCAUAAAGAAGGAUUCAAACAAGACUUUAUAGAGAAAGUUGUACUUAAGUUAAAGGAGGACUUACCAAAAACCUGAAUAAAUUAGGAAGAAAUUUGAAAGACGUAAUUAUAAUAGAUGUAUUAAAAUUGAUUUAUUAGAAUUCCUAAAUGUCAUUUAUGUUUUAAACAGAAAAUGGAUUUUUAAUCAAAGAUUUUAUUUCGGAUUAAAAUGAUAAAGAAUUAGAUUAAUUGUUACCAUUUUUAAUUUGGCUUAGUUAAGUAAAUUAUUUUUGUAUUAAGUAAUCUGAUGUUAGACCUGUUUCUUAAUUAUAUUAGUAAUUUAUACUCAACAAUUAAUUUACCAGAAAAAGUUCAAAAAAAUAAAAACUUUCCUAAUCUAUGAUUUUAAAUUAAAAUAGAAUAGAAAAAUAACUUGAAGUUCCUAGAACUCAUACAGUUAAUCAUUGUGAUUUUGAGGAAAUUAAUUUGAGAUAAGAUGCUGGUCUUAAUUCCCCUCAUAUUGAACUUAAAAUUUAAGAUUAAACAGAUGAUGAUGAUGAAAGUAAAGAGACAUUUGAAAUCAGUAGCAAUUGUUGA
Messenger RNA from Paramecium sonneborni, 1021 nucleotides. The record is from the annotation of a GenBank genome assembly. NCBI's taxonomy places the organism in Eukaryota, Ciliophora, Oligohymenophorea, Peniculida, Parameciidae.